AUGUCAGACGGAUUCUUUGGAGGCUCACCAAUUGCCUCCUCUCGCGAAUUCACCUUUGAGGCAGAAAAGUUUUUCGAAGCAGAAAAUAUUUCAGCUCUUCCACGCGUGAUUCAAGAACACAUCGCCGAACUAGAUAGUUACGAAUCGCCCCCAAUCUCGCCCGGACGAGAGCUACCAGACUCUAAGAUUCGUGAUCCAGAUCUACAUGAUCUUGUUCUUCUUUCUGCGAGUGUAGAAUCUACAGAUGAGCACAAUGCUGGACACAUUGCCGACGCAGUAUGUCGAUUCUCCGCUGCUGUCAUUGGUGCUGGCGCCACUUUCGUGGUCCGCAAAGUCCGUGUUCCCUGCAAAAGUAUCAAAAGUGGCUAUGUCGCGACGAAGUCCCCCCGACUACAUGGGCAAAGCAACUUGAGCAAGUCUGACUUCAAUAACCGAGUGAAGGAUAUGAUUUUCGAGUUGCGUGUCCUCCGCCAUCGCCCUCUGAUGCAGCACCCAAAUAUCAUAAGCCUUCUCGGGAUAUCUUGGUCAGAUGAUGACACGGAUGAGACGUUGAAAUGGCCAACAUUGGUCUUGGAAUAUGGUAAUGCCGGAUCACUCCUGGAUCUUCUCCGAGCUGGCGAAAUGGAGUUCCUCGAAAGACACCGCAUCAUUUUUGAAGUCGGACGCGGGCUUUCCGCCCUUCAUUCAUGUGGUGUUGUGCAUUCAGAUAUCAAGUGCGAAAACGUGAUAAUCUUCCAGGAUCAUCAAGGGAUAUACACGGCUAAGCUUGCGGACUUUGGCUGUUCACUUGUAGAACAUCCACAAGGAGCGAAGCUUCGAGGUGGCACUCCUCCGUGGACCUCCCCAGAUUGGAGAGAAUGGCUUCCACCGGGCGACAUGGUCAAAAGCGACGUCUACAGCUUCGGUUUAUUGGUGUGGAGGGUCAUGACCUACAAUUCCAGCCUGCUCCUCAAUGGUCUUCAAGAGGUGCCUCUCGAAGGUAAAGCCAUCACCGUCACGGAAUUCGAGUUGGCUAAAAGAGGGGAUUAUUUGUUACCUCUGUUAGCGAAACACUGUGCUACAAUUUUGGAGUCUUCACUGUGUGAGCUAGUCCAACGAGUUCUUCAUGAAACUGUUCGGCUCGAUCCUGCUUCGAGAAACCUCUCGAAUGCUUUGGAGGUUUUACACGUACCUGAUGCCACAACAGCGGAGCUCAUGAUAGAUCUUGUAAAGGAGAAAGCGUCUGCGAUGUCGGUACACGAUUGGACUGCUUUGUUGGCCCCUCAUAUGGGUAUUGACCAUGAUGAACUGCUUCAUUUGAGGAAGAACUACAGAUCCGAUGAAGAAUAUCUCGAACAAUUUCGACACCUGGUGGAACCAAAGCUGUCCCAGCAAUCUUUCUCAAGUCGCAGGCGGAUUGAUCAGGUUCGAAUUUUUGGAAAUUCAGAGAUCCCAGACUCUUCAACGAGAAUGAUAACUCUCGGUCUUUCUGCAAAUGAGGUGUCCACAUUCAGCGCGGACCAUUUGCGAUUGAUGCAGCCCCAAAUUCAGGAGCAAACCAUCAAUUCACUUGUUAACUCCGCAGAUUCUGGCAGCCGGGACUCAUCUCUCUUUUUGAGUGUAUACUAUUUUAACGUCAGGUAUGAUCCAGUUGAAGCAAUCCGCUGGCUUUCAACAGCUGCAGAGCUUGGUAAUUCAACUGCCAGAUACCUUUACUAUCGUCUCCACGAAGCAACUGGAAUUAAAAUGAAGGUCGAUCAUACCACCAUCGAUCAUUGGCUGUAUCAAGGAAGCGCUUGGGGUUCCUGGAUUGCCUUCGAUGAUAAGAACAAGCAUGAGAAAAAUCAUGAAAAUCCUGCGAAAAUCAUUUUGAGAUUUCAGGGCAGCUACAAUGGCGAUACGCCCUUCAGGGAAGAAGCUCUAAUUGGAAGAUUUUGCAUCUCACCUAUGGGCACACAAAUCAACCUGCUUGAUAGUCAAAUUGCCUCAACUCAAAGCAACGUGGAUGACAUUGUGCUAGCCGGUAUGCAAGGGAAUCGAUUGCUUCAUUGGGCCGCUGGGGUAGGCGCCCUGGAUGCGGUGAAACAUCUUAUUAUCCACCACCACGCGAAUGUCAAUUGCUUAAAUGAUUUAGGCGAGACACCACUUCUUGCUGCUUGUCGUGCAGGAAAUGGACAAACAGUUGCCCAACUCCUCAAGGAAGGAGCUGAUCCUUCACUGAGAUGUUAUUCGCGCCAAUAUCCUAUCCAUUGGCUUUGGACCUUGGAAAAGAGUUUGCCUCAAAUUCCAGAUCAUGAGAAGAUGAGCAUCCUCACACAACUCGGGAGAGUUCUCUCACGUGGUAGUGUCAAGAUUGUGAAUUCUGUAGCUGAUCCGGUCGCCAAGAGAAUCAAUGGUUUCCAACAAGAUGAACCUCACUCAGAUCGGCUACAGUCCCACCUAUUCUCAAGCCUACCUCUAGGAACACCACUCCACUGGGCUGUUCAGCUUAGAUGCUUACUGACGAUACGAGCACUGUUGGGUCUCGGAGCAGACCCAUUUUAUUCAAUAAGCACGACUGGGUACCAAGGAAAUGGUAGCGCAGCUCAUCUUGCAGCAGCUAUGCACGAUGACGAUAUAUUUGAGCUUUUUGUCGAACAUAUAGGACCCGAGAAAAGGCACAGGGUAUUCGGAAGGGUGGAAGACUUCUACCCCGGCUUCUUGGAUACUGCAAUCAGCGGCCGCGCGACCCACACACACGCAAAUGGCCGAUUCGAGCGAAUGUCAAGACACGGAAAGAAUUACAAAAGCCGUACGCAGCGAAUGUUCCAAUUGCUUCUUAGCUAUGGCCUCCGCACACUUCAGUCCAAAUACAAUUCGAACCCUACCCCACUCAAUUUCGCUGUGCAGAACGGGCAGAUCGAUAUCGUCGAGGUUCUACUAAACACCCAGUUUAAGGAUGACCUUGAGGUGUCCAGUGGACUCGAUAGCAACGAGCCCGCAGUAACACCCCUGGCGAUGAGCGUGAUGCGCGCCUACGACGAUAUAUAUUUCUUACUGAGGUCUCAUGGCGCAGACUCAAACGCUACAUACCAGGGCAUUGACAGUAUUCUUUCGAUAUGCGCAAUCGCCGGACAUACGAGAUUGGAAGUUGCUAUCGACCUCAUCAAAGGCGGAAACCCGGUUAAUUCUGGUCGCAGCUACGCAAUGUCGCCAAUAUUCUGGGCAGUCUGGGGUGCUCAUUUUCCACUGGCAGACCUUCUUCUACAGCACGGAGCGGAUAUCAAUGAGUUACAGGAUUAUCGAACCAAAAAGUUUGUCGCAUCUCGGCUCAUCGAGCCGACUACGGUUCUGGGACUAUUGUUGAGCACAUGCAGCAACUCGAGUGCUCUUCCACUUCGGUGGCUACUGUAUGGUCAUUGUGAGGGAAAAUACAACCUUCAACCCAUCACUUGUCCCUCGACGUCAUCCAAUAUAUUCCACGCCAUUGCUUCCGUCGAGGAGGAUGGUAGGGAUGAAGAGAAGCUUCGGAUAGCUCUGACCCAGGUCAUGUCAAACUUUGGCCACUUCCAUGACCUGUUAGAUGAAUACGCAUACCAUGCACCGGAAUCUUCCUCUCAACAUGGCACCACUCCGUUAAUCGAUGCGAUUCAACAUUCCAAUGUCAUGGUGGUGAAAGAACUAUUAGCCUUGGGCGCUAAUGAGGAGAAGACUUGCACGGAUGGGUUGCGACCUUUGCAGUAUGCACAAGCCAUGCUCUUCAAAUUCAAAGGCUUAGAGACUUCACGCUAUCCUCCGAUGACACUGACAGUCAUGGAGAGGAAUCGGAAUGAAAUAGUCAAAUUGCUGACAUCUGCGAAAUCGAUGUAG
Molecule: messenger RNA, 3828 nt
Organism: Exophiala bonariae
Lineage: Eukaryota; Fungi; Ascomycota; Eurotiomycetes; Chaetothyriales; Herpotrichiellaceae
Exons: 6
Coding region: 1-3828 (1275 amino acids)
Biological process (GO): protein phosphorylation
Molecular function (GO): protein kinase activity; protein binding; ATP binding
Source: RefSeq, a predicted model, not a curated record